AUGGGCUGGGUAGGAGUGGCCACGAUAAUUGCAACGGCAUGCUACGUACUCUACCGUUUCCCCCCUCAUACAUGGUCAUCGGAGCCAGCCUCAACGCCCCCGGGAUCGAUCCCCGAAGCUCCUCCGCGAAAUAAUGCGCGAACCACGGAUAAGGCCAAACCGCCCGUUAUUCCAAAGAUAGAACCGGUGUCUGCGAAAGAAAACGAAGAAAAUGCAGAGGAACAAUCAACACCAAAAGCAUCCGCGAGCGCACCGGUGCUAGAAGUGCCCGUCCUCGAUCUCGAUGACUCCGCGGCGGAAGACAGAUCGGCAAAAUCUACAGCUUCCUCGAACCAUAACAAUUCCUCUCUUCAUCAUAAUUCUUCCACCGAUACAGUGGCCAGACAAGCCGCCACAAUGCCACCACGACCACUCCCACCGACGCCGUCGCCGUCGCCUUCGUCAACACUAUCGCCGCAAGCAGAUUCUUCCUCCUUAAUGCCCCCUCCUCCUCUCCCUCGAAACCGCGCAACAGGACAACAACAGCAAUCCCACAACUCCCUCGCACCCCCUCCCUCCGCCGCAUCCUCACAACGCGGCCCCCAACGCCUCGCACCACCAACCAACAGCCUCGCACCACCCGUCCAAGCCUCCCUCAAACUCCCCUCCUCAACCGCCCCCUCCUCGAAAAGAGCAGUCCUCGAACCCGGCUUCUCCCCCCUAGACUGGGCCGCCCUAACCUCGAACCCAAAAGCCAACCUCCGCGGCGAAAACCUCCCCGCGCAACUCAUCCGCGUAACGCCCUCAAUGCUCAAGAUACAAAAUGGACGAAAGGGCCGCGACGCGUGGACGUCGUAUCAAGGGAAAGUGUUUAAUAUCCAGCCGUAUGUGCCGUUUCAUCCGGGCGGGAAGGGGGAGUUGUUGAGGGGGGCGGGGAAGGAUUCUGCGAAGUUGUUUUUGGAGGUUCAUCCGUGGGUGAAUUGGGAUGCUAUACUGGGGGAGUGUUUGGUGGGGAUUUUGGUUGGUGAGGAUGAGGAGGAGAAUGCAUUGGAUGCUAUGGAUUGAUCUUCCUCCCGUGGAAUUGGGUCAAGUUUGGAUUGUUGGAUAUGUAUACAUCUCAUUCUGUACAAUAUUGCAUCUGCAUAGCAUAGUGAUACCCUAGAGGAUCUCUUUCUCCUGAUAUAUAGAAUCAAAGUUCAUCCUUAUCAACCCCCUCAAUCCCCACUAACUCCGUCUCAAACACCAACGUCGCACCCCCCGGAAUCGGACCCACCCCCCGACUCCCAUACCCAUACUCGGGCGGAAUAGUCAGCGUCCGUUUCUCUCCAACGCACAUGUCGAGUAAUCCUUGAUCCCAUCUGCCCUCAUUAUCAGCAAGCCAUUCAACCCAGUCAUCCAAUCAAACCUCGCGCAACGCAACGCAAUCCUAAUACACGGGGAGAACAUACCCCUUAAUAACAACCCCCU
Messenger RNA from Aspergillus glaucus CBS 516.65, 1446 nucleotides. RefSeq lists its product as uncharacterized. The record is from RefSeq and is a predicted model, not a curated record. Bases 1 to 1044 code for a protein of 347 amino acids. The transcript has 2 exons. Lineage: Eukaryota; Fungi; Ascomycota; Eurotiomycetes; Eurotiales; Aspergillaceae. Gene Ontology annotation, molecular function: heme binding.